Messenger RNA from Baudoinia panamericana UAMH 10762, 4306 nucleotides. RefSeq lists its product as uncharacterized. Gene Ontology annotation, cellular component: cytoplasm; nucleus; cytosol. The transcript has 4 exons. Gene Ontology annotation, biological process: intracellular signal transduction; negative regulation of glycogen biosynthetic process; protein phosphorylation. NCBI's taxonomy places the organism in Eukaryota, Fungi, Ascomycota, Dothideomycetes, Mycosphaerellales, Teratosphaeriaceae. Bases 264 to 3836 code for a protein of 1190 amino acids. The record is from RefSeq and is a predicted model, not a curated record. Gene Ontology annotation, molecular function: protein serine/threonine kinase activity; ATP binding.
UCCUGCCCCAGCAUACCCAGCGCCGUCGCGGUCGUCGUUCGGUGUCCCAAGUGCAUUGUGUGAUAUACCAUACAGCAUAGACUAGAGAAUUGGGCAGCGUAUCUGUUGUAGAGUCCUAUGAGACUUCCGCACUCAUAUUGAGCUCAGGCCUGACAGCUACCCUCGUCCCAACCCACGCCUCCUCCCCCUCCGCCUCGAACUGCUGGCGGUGCAUACUGUGAUCCGCCGAGUCCUACACGAAGGCGUGGUGGCUAAGAAAGAGCAUGACUUCGUUUGGCCCGCAAGAUGGAGACAAACAAACACUUCAGCCUUCUUCUCCAGCAUUCGCUGCCGCAGAGCAAACCACUCCCACCGCGAAGAGGCCGCCAAUCCUUGCGAUCCCGAAGAUCAGAUCAGCUCUCAACCUGUCUACCGGUGCAGGGAGUAGCCUACGCGCCGAUGCGCCGCCUCCGAGAGCGAGGUAUUCGAUCGAUGCGGGAACGGGUGCGGAGGCCUUUGAUAGCUUGAGAUCGCCCCUUCUUUCGGCAGAGCGCGAUACGGGUCUCAAUCGCAUACGACAGCCUCCGCCAUUGUGGCAACCCUCAUCUCCUAACUUGCAUGCUUCCGUGCUGCCUUCAUUUCCGGGAGAUCCAACGGUGAGGAAACUAUCGCUUACUACACUGGACACUGCACCCGCUUCACCAGAUCUGCGAUUUAGCGAAGACCUGACUCGCUUCCCUACCGAGUCUCUACACUCCUUCUCAUUCGCUCACCAAAGUAGUGACUCGCUACACAAUCGUCAGAAUGUGCUGAAACGCAGCAUCGAGUUCAUGCGGGAAAAGCUCUCCUGGGCAGCUUCGUCGCCGCGCAUUGCGAGCGCUCAAGCUCGUUUAGCCGGUGACGAGGAGCUUCUCAGCAUGAUGGAGCUAUUGCAGAAGGCUAAUGUGAGGGGCACUGGGACUCUUGACUCCGUAGGCCUAGACGCAGAUGGGGGCCUAGGGCCUCUAACUGGACCUGCGCACAUGGCCAGCGAGAACGUCUUCGACCGCAGCUUCUUACCCGGCACCCAGGAGCGAAGUGAGAGCCCUACACAGGUAGAGAGCGGCGAGAACGUAAGGCCAGGACAGAACCAUGGAGCGCCGCUCGAGCUGGCCGUCUCUCCAAUGCUGCUUGAGCCGGAGAUCAAGCCUCGCCAGAGCAUGGACGCUAGUAUUACGAGCGAUCCUGAAGCUUUGUCACUCUCGCGCAUGAACACUCAUGACGAUGUUCCUGGUCUGUCGCCGCCGAGAUCACAACGGGCUUCGCUCAAGCGGACGUACACCGAUGUGGCAGGAUAUUCGCUGCAGCACAAGCUUACCGAAGCCAUGGCUCAGCCGUACCGGACAAACUCACGCAACUCUGCCAUCACGCCCACUCACGCCCCCACUUUUCCUGUGGCGCCGAUUCGGGGCGCUACUCUCAAUGAGCGCGCGCCUCACGGUCACCGCAACAACCAGGCACAGGCGAUCUUCACCACCGAGGCCAAGUCACCAUGGACUAUCACCGCCGCGAAUGAUCUUGCGUGCCUGGUCUUUGGCGUUACACGUGCAGAGGUGCGGAAGCUCGGCAUCAUGGAGGUUAUUAAGCCAGAGAGACGGAAAUGGCUCGAAGAUAAGCUGCGCAACCCUGAAGUGGGUUCAGCAGCGAGACCGAAGCCGACGCCUUAUCAGAAGCCCAGUCCGACCAGCAGUCUCGCGAGCAUGGGUAACGGCGUCACUGCGAAGCUGUUGAGCAAGCCGCCUGCAAGGCAGACUUACCAAAGCCGCCGAAGCAAGACAGAAAACGGUGUGCUCACGCCAACCCCUCCCACUGCAGGUAUCAAUCACAACAACAAUAAAAGCCGAGGUGUACUAUUGUGCGGUGACGUUGUCCCAAUCCAGAAGCUAAACGGCAGUACCGGAAGUGCUUCGUUGUGGGUGAAAGAAAAGGGCGGCAACCUCAUCUGGGUACUUGAAGAGAUCGCCGAGGAUGUAGCGUAUGUUACCGUUGACGAGAUCGGUUCAAUUAUCAGAGGCUCUGGCGAUGUCGAGGUCAUAUGGGGCCUCGAUCGUUUACGCCCCGGCAUGGAUGUGACGAGAUUGAUCCCUGCUUUUCCGAAACUCGCAGGCACGAAUACUGGCGCUCUAGACUACGAUGAAGUCGCUCGGUUACGGAGGUUCACGGCACGAACGAGCAACUCGAUCUCGAUCCCAAUCACGAUUGAUCAGCUCUCAGGCCAAAGCACGUUCCGUGUAUCCAGCUUCCCGCAUAUUGCCGGGAUUAUUGUGGUAAAUCCCAACACUAUGCGCGUAAGCAGUUCGAACAACGUCUUCUCGGCUGCGCUCUUCGGAUACGCCAGCCCAGAUGGCAUGCUUAUCACGGAACUCAUACCUGGCUUUGACAAGAUACUCCACCUCAUGACAGAUGAGGACAAGAUUGCCUUGGUAGACGGCAUCGUCAUACCCGAGCACAGCUUUCGUAGAGCGAGAAGCUUGCUUGCCCUCAGAGAAGGUAGUGCAGACGCAGCCGCCAUCUUUCUCCGACCGUCAGGCCUGCCUGCCCGGCACCGUGACGGGCAAGAGAUCAUGAUUGACGUCCAGAUGCGGGUUGUCAAGUCUGACCGUGACCCGAUCUACAAUGAGCAUGUGAUUGAGGAAGAGAACGCAGGUUCUUACCUCAGUGUCGGUAGUGAGGCGGUGUAUGCGCUUUGGAUUACGUACAGCCGGCAAUUGCACGCCGUUAAUCACGGAAUUGGGCCUGUGACACCACUUGUGAGCCGACCAGGCACGCCACCCCAUCAGCCGCCCCCCGGAGGCACUCAUGCUGUGGACGAGGCGAUGCCGACUCCGAUGGUCGUCACCGAGCAUGGAGACGAUGAGAUGAGGAUACAGAUGCUGACGCGGCAAUUGGAAGAGGCCAAGGCUGCAGAGGCUGUGAACUCGAGCGAAGGCGAACCAUUUGAGCAUCCAGCACCGGAUAUGCUCGAGACCGGCGUCAAGCUCAUCAAGAAAAAGCGCAUCGACGACUUCGCCAUCCUUGAGGAGAUGGGCCAGGGCGCGUAUGGGCAGGUAAAGUUGGCGAGAUACAAGAAAAUCGCAGCCAAGAAGAUGGUGAUAAAGUACGUCACGAAACGACGUAUCCUCGUCGACACCUGGCACCGCGAUCGUCGACUCGGUACUGUGCCGCUCGAGAUCCACGUCUUGGACUAUCUCCGCCGUGAAGGAAUGGUGCAUCCCAAUAUUGUUGAGAUGGCAGAUUUCUUCGAGGAUGACAUCAACUACUACAUCGAGAUGGUCCCGCAUGGACUGCCGGGUAUGGAUCUGUUUGACUAUAUCGAGCUACGUGUGACAAUGGAUGAGCGGGAGUGCCGAAAGAUCUUCAAGCAAGUCGCCGAGGCGAUCCGACAUCUGCACGUCAAGGCCAAGGUCGUACACCGUGAUAUCAAGGACGAGAACGUGGUCCUUGACGGUGAGGGAAAGGUCAAACUCGUAGACUUCGGGAGCGCAGCGUACAUCAAAAGCGGACCCUUUGACGUGUUCGUAGGCACGAUCGAUUACGCAGCGCCCGAAGUACUACGUGGGGCCCCUUACCGCGGCAAAGAGCAGGAUGUCUGGGCUCUUGGCAUCCUACUCUACACGUUGGUCUACAAGGAGAAUCCUUUCUACUCGAUUGACGAGAUAAUGGAUCACGACCUGCGAGUGCCAUACGUGAUGAGCGAGGAGUGCAUUGACCUUAUCCGCAAGAUGCUGGAUCGUGAUGUGGAAAGACGAAUUGGCAUACAAGCCGUGCUUGAACAUGACUGGUUUCUGGUGGCCGACGAAGAGGCAGUCGAUGACUGACGGGCCACAGUGAAGGAGCGCUUAAAGAGCCAGUACGUCCGCUCUGGUGGGCUCGUGUCCGUCUCUCGAGAUGCAUUACGAUGGAGGGAAAAUGUCGUUGUGAUACCCAUGCGCAGUGAGAGCACGAGGGCAAAAGCAUUGUUAUCAUUGACCGCUGGAGUCGAAACCAGCGCCAGCUAGCACGUUUGCUUGCCUCUCUGCGCCCGCAAGUGAAGCGUCUUGGCCUGCUUUUGUACAUACUGCGUUCAAUCACGCACUCCAGGUGCCCCAAUCCAUUGCUGUGAAUUGUAUCACGAGCUGAAGCGUUGCCGUGACCUCGAUGCCCGACAUUUGAGUAUAUCUGGAAGCGACCAUCAUCCAGCGUCUCUGGUGGCUUCCCGUCUUUGUAGGAUCAGAGUGACGAUCGUCUGACCGGUCUGUCCGCCAAAGGUAUACGUAGGAUAGCGUGCUUCGGCAUAGUACGACAACUC